AUGCCGGGUGGAGGGAACUUGGUGAGGACCGAAAGGUUCCGAAAGGCGCCGCGUACACCACGCACCGCGCACGCGCGGUACUACUACACUAGGUCCCUGGUAUUGGACUCUCCAAUUAGGAAAAGACCUAACACACCUCGGCUAAGAUGUCAGUCCGCUCCGAAAGUAAUGGAUAGCCACAGUAGAUCGGCCUCGCCGCGCGAGCCCAUGAGGCCGCAACAUCGACCUCCCUCCCCGCCGUCCUCGCCAGGCGCCUUCGACAACAGGGCCUACCAACACGACGAAUCAGACCCCAACCAUAAUGACUCCUUCGCCUCAAACGGUCCACAACAAAACGGGCACACGAAAGAACCGAAUGGUGAAACCAAAACCUUGGAAGCAGUCAAUUUAGAACUGAUUAACCUCACGCCCAAGAAUGGUAACGCGAAGAAGAAGGAUGUGGAGGUGGACAUGAAUGCCACCAACCCAUACGACGAAUACUUCGUGCCAGUCAACGAACAUAGGAAAUACAUGAGAGGCGAGAAAUUGUACGUGACGGCAGAUAAACGGGGCGAGAAAGGAGGUUGCAAGCGACCUCUCUGCUGGACCCUGCUGGGAUUAGUCGUCGCAGCUAUAGUCGCCAUCAUCGUUCUAGCAGCAACGGGUAUCCUAUUCACGGGCUCACCAACUCCAUUGGAACAAUACAACGCAUCGGUGAAUUCAGCGCGGGCGCUAGGUGGGAUCGGCCACGUUCACCACGACCAUGGAUCAGAUCAUCAACACCAGGACCAUAAUGAAGACCACCACAGUGCUGAACAUGAUCAUAGCAUGGAGACGACGGAGCAUCAACACGGACCUGAACCCCAGAGCGAUGAAGCUCACGAACCCUCCGGUCUUUCGGAGGAAACCGGCGACUUCACUAUGUAUGUACCCAGAACUGUGGAAGGCGAGUUGAAGAUUGACAAUGAAGAAUUCUCUAGCGCGCUUCAAGACCCUGAGAGCAACGAAUAUAGAGAAUUUGUCACCAACUUCGUCCAUGGAAUAAAAGGAGCACUAUUCGAUAGGAACCACCUCGACAACGGAGCAAACGAGAUCACAGUCGAAGUUACACAGCUGAGGAAGGGCUCGAUCAUCGUCACCUACAGAGUCCACUGGAAGCCGAAGAUGAACAUAGAACCCACAGAAGAUUUGCUUAACGCAAAUAAACUUGAAGCAAGACUCGAUGACUACCUCUCCAAGAACAACCGAAUGAUCAACGUUUACCACAUCGCUGAAGACAAGAUAACUACCAGACCAGUGCUAGAUAUCUGUCAAAUAAACAAAAAUGGUUGUGAACACGAAUGUGAAUUCGAUGAAAUGACCCUAGAUUUCACCUGCACGUGCCCUCAUGGUCAAAUACUAGACAUGUCGAAUCCUAAAAAGUGUAUAUCGUUAUUAGAUUCGGAAACUGAACAAGAAAAGACUUUACGGUUCUUACAGUAG
Messenger RNA from Spodoptera littoralis (African cotton leafworm), 1461 nucleotides. The record is from the annotation of a GenBank genome assembly. NCBI's taxonomy places the organism in Eukaryota, Metazoa, Arthropoda, Insecta, Lepidoptera, Noctuidae.